Messenger RNA from Racocetra persica, 869 nucleotides. The record is from the annotation of a GenBank genome assembly. Lineage: Eukaryota; Fungi; Glomeromycota; Glomeromycetes; Diversisporales; Gigasporaceae.
GAAUAAUACACCUGAUAUCCGAGAUUUUGAGUCUCCCUCAGAUUAUUUAACUCGAUUAAAGAUCCACGCGGACUUUUGUUAUGAUCAAAAAAUGUUGACAGAUUCUAGCACCGGUUAUUCCUCACUGCCUUCCAGCCGUUCGAAUAUACCCUCAAAUCAAGCUGCACCUGAAGCAACGCCAGCACUUGAGCGAUAUUUUAAUCCACGAAUGAUUUAUUUGUGGUUAAAAAAUCUCGAAGCAAUUAUACAUUUAUCACAAGCACUAAACGAAAAAUUAAAUUCAGAUUUUAUUUCGUUGGAAUGGGUACAACAUCGUGAGGUUAUGAAAUCAACACUUAGAAACAACAUAAAACACACGCGAGAAAUAACGACGGAUUUGAUUAAUAGAGAAAUUUCAUUAAUAUCAAGUUAUGUUACUGAAUAUAGUUUUAGUUAUGAACUGAUUCAAGCUAUUGGCAUAAUAAUUUUUAGACCACCGAAUUAUGUAAAAACCAUUUGGGAUACAGUAGCAGAAGUUGUAAAUAAAAUGCAUUCUUCUCAACAGGACACAGCAUUAGAUUUGUCUGCAACAGGCCUUCCAAACAACAAAAUAAUUCCGGCAUGUAUAAAAGAAGCGUUUGAUGGGUUAACUCAAAUUGAAAACAAGCUUGAUCCUUGGGAUUCAAGGCUUGAGGAGCUAUGGAAUUCUGACAUUAAACAGCCUCAAAAAGAUUUGUUGCCUUAUAGUGUAUAUAAUGAUGUUGACGAUGAUAAGCUACCUUAUUUGGAGUUUACAACUGAAAAUUUUAAGCAUUGGGGUGUAAAGGAUCCUGCGAAGGAAUUCAGUUAUGGGUGUACUUGUCGCAAUAAUUGUCGAGACAUUGAAGCAU